This is a messenger RNA of Paramecium tetraurelia, 1158 nucleotides long. RefSeq lists its product as uncharacterized. The record is from RefSeq and is a predicted model, not a curated record. Lineage: Eukaryota; Ciliophora; Oligohymenophorea; Peniculida; Parameciidae. The transcript is spliced from 2 exons.
AUGCAACAAUCUAUUAUAAAUAGGAGUCAUCAAAAUUAGAGUUUAAGAAAUUCAACUCAUCAAAAUACAUCUUCAAAGACAGUCACAGCUUAUUAAGAAUAUAUUGCAAAUCGCUAAUCAGCUUCCAAAAGUCUCUCUUAGGUGUGCUAUAAUUGUGUGAAUAAUGAAAUCUCUGACUAAAAGAAACACCUUAAAUAGAAAAUAAUUGAAUAAGAUAAGGCUUAUGUUCAAGAAAUGACUAAAUCAAUCAUCAAAUAAUAAGAAGAGGAGAAUACUUAGAUCAUAUAAAAGAAAUUAAAAGAAAGAGAAUUCUUAUAAAAAAGUUAUCAAGAAAGCCAAAAAUAUAGGGAAGAAAGAAAAAGCAAAGAGAAACAAGAUAAUGAUAAGUUGGCAUAAUAAAUUAAAAAAACCGAUAUUUUAGAUUAAAAUAGAAUCUAAUAAGAAGUCAUCCAAUCGUAUUACAAAAAGAAAUAGUUUAUGGAAGGUUUGAAUGAGUAAAUUAAAAAUAGAAAAAUAAAAACACAAGAUGAUAGUCAGAAUGAAUGGUUUAAAGUGGGAGAUGAGGAAAAAGCCGAACAAAUUAUUUAUUAAAAAAAGAUUAUUGAAAGGAAUUUAUUAAAACAACAAAGAGAUGAGUCAUUAAAAAUGAAAGAAUCUGUCUUAAUUGAGUAAGAAAAACAAAGAAAAAAAUAAGAAAGAUAGCAAGCAGAUUAUUAACAUUAGUUAGAUUAAUAAAUUAAAUUAGCAGAGCAAGGAAAAAAAAGAAUGAUAGAAACUUAAUAUUCAAAGUACUUAUAGAAAGCCAUUUAAGAGCAAAAGGAAAAAAAAAGAAAUGAGAGGAUAAUGACUGCAGAAGAAUAUAGAUUGAAUUGUGAAUUAAUCAAUAAGCAAAUACAAAACAGAGAAGAGAGUGAGCAAAAUCAAGAGGUUUAAAAGAAAUUGUAAUACAUUGAAGAAUUGAAUUAACAAUACAAAUAAUAAUUAGAAAUAAAAGCUAAAGAUAAAUAGAAAAAUAGAUAUAUUGAAUAAAAGUUAUAAGAAUCCAAUAAGAAAUAUGAAUAUUUAAGAAAAGAAUUGGAAAAACCUAAUGUUAAGCCAUGUUAGAAAUGUAAUAAAAGUUAUGAUGCAAAAUGCCUAUCCAAAAGUAAAAUAUUUUGA